CGCCCCCGCUCCCCGGCCGAGGCAAGAGGUGGUUGGGGGGACCAUGGCUGACGUUUUCCCGGCCAACGACUCCACGGCGUCUCAGGACGUGGCCAACCGCUUCGCCCGCAAAGGGGCGCUGAGGCAGAAGAACGUGCACGAGGUGAAGGACCACAAAUUCAUCGCCCGCUUCUUCAAGCAGCCCACCUUCUGCAGCCACUGCACCGACUUCAUCUGGGGGUUUGGGAAACAAGGCUUCCAGUGCCAAGUUUGCUGUUUUGUGGUUCACAAGAGGUGCCAUGAAUUUGUCACUUUUUCUUGCCCGGGUGCGGAUAAGGGACCCGACACUGAUGACCCCAGAAGCAAGCACAAGUUUAAAAUCCACACUUAUGGAAGCCCCACCUUCUGUGAUCACUGUGGGUCAUUGCUGUAUGGACUUAUCCAUCAAGGAAUGAAAUGUGACACCUGUGAUAUGAACGUGCACAAGCAGUGUGUAAUAAAUGUCCCCAGCCUCUGCGGGAUGGACCACACGGAGAAGAGGGGCCGGAUCUACCUGAAGGCUGAGGUCACUGAUGAGAAGCUCCACGUCACUGUACGAGAUGCAAAGAAUCUGAUUCCUAUGGAUCCAAAUGGGCUUUCAGAUCCUUAUGUGAAGCUGAAACUAAUUCCUGAUCCCAAGAAUGAAAGCAAACAGAAAACCAAAACCAUCCGCUCUACACUGAAUCCCCAGUGGAAUGAGUCUUUUACAUUCAAAUUAAAACCUUCAGAUAAAGACCGCCGGCUGUCCGUAGAGAUCUGGGACUGGGAUCGAACAACAAGGAAUGAUUUCAUGGGCUCCCUUUCCUUCGGAGUCUCAGAGCUGAUGAAGAUGCCAGCCAGUGGAUGGUACAAGCUGCUUAACCAAGAGGAAGGUGAGUACUACAAUGUACCCAUCCCAGAAGGGGACGAAGAAGGAAACGUGGAGCUCAGACAGAAAUUCGAGAAAGCCAAGCUUGGCCCCGCUGGUAACAAAGUAAUCAGUCCUUCAGAAGACAGGAGACAACCUUCCAACAACCUGGACAGAGUGAAACUCACAGACUUCAAUUUCCUCAUGGUGCUGGGGAAGGGAAGUUUUGGAAAGGUAAUGCUUGCUGACAGGAAGGGCACAGAGGAACUGUAUGCUAUCAAAAUCCUGAAGAAGGACGUGGUGAUUCAAGAUGAUGACGUGGAGUGCACCAUGGUAGAGAAGCGAGUCCUGGCCCUGCUUGACAAGCCCCCAUUCCUGACACAGCUACACUCCUGCUUCCAGACAGUGGAUCGACUGUACUUCGUCAUGGAAUACGUCAAUGGUGGGGACCUCAUGUACCACAUUCAGCAAGUAGGAAAAUUUAAGGAACCACAAGCAGUAUUUUAUGCGGCAGAGAUUUCCAUUGGAUUGUUCUUUCUUCAUAAAAGAGGAAUCAUUUACAGGGAUCUGAAGUUAGACAAUGUCAUGCUGGAUUCGGAAGGGCAUAUCAAGAUUGCUGAUUUUGGGAUGUGCAAAGAACACAUGAUGGAUGGAGUCACAACCAGGACCUUCUGCGGGACUCCAGAUUACAUUGCCCCGGAGAUAAUCGCUUAUCAGCCGUAUGGAAAAUCCGUGGACUGGUGGGCCUAUGGCGUCCUAUUAUAUGAAAUGCUAGCCGGACAGCCUCCCUUUGAUGGUGAAGAUGAAGACGAGCUGUUUCAGUCCAUAAUGGAGCAUAACGUUUCUUAUCCCAAAUCCUUAUCCAAGGAGGCCGUUUCCAUCUGCAAAGGACUGAUGACCAAACACCCAGGCAAGCGGCUGGGUUGCGGGCCAGAGGGAGAGAGAGACGUUCGGGAGCACGCUUUCUUCCGGAGGAUCGACUGGGAAAAACUCGAGAACAGGGAGAUCCAGCCACCCUUCAAGCCCAAAGUGACUUUCUGUACCAAAAUGCACUGGCUUCAGUGGGCAUCCCGGCCUUCGUGUGGCAAAGGCGCAGAAAACUUUGACAAGUUCUUCACACGAGGGCAGCCUGUCUUAACACCACCUGAUCAGUUGGUCAUUGCUAACAUAGACCAGUCUGAUUUCGAGGGGUUCUCGUAUGUCAACCCCCAAUUUGUGCACCCCAUCUUACAGAGUGCGGUAUGAAACUCACCACGAAGAACCAUCGUCUCCCCCGCCCCCAGCCCUCCAGCAGUGGGAAAUGAUCCUUAACCCUAAAAUUUUAAGGCCAUGGCCUUUUCUCUUGUUCUAGAUGGGGGCCUGAAAAUUUUAGGGUUUUUAGUCCAAAUGUGAGCAACGGUUCAGGGUCUGUCUCUUACAACCAAGAACAUUACCUUAGUGGAAGAUGACAUAAUGUACAGUGUCCAGCUUAAUUAUGUAGAAGUCACAUCUGGCUGUAGGUUGACCCUUCCUAGAAAGCAAACAAACUCUCCCCCUUUUUCGGUACGAUUUGAUGUAUUUUCCUUGCCUUUCUGUCAAUUUCCACCAUGGAGGUCCCCCAACCAGAGAUGUUAAAAUGAACCUGUCCCAGUCCAGUGGGCUAGACACCCCUCCACCUGAGACGUCUUUGGAAUGAAAGAACGGGGAGCCCAGAAUGUGAACCAGGUGGGAUUGGGAGUAGGGGAGGCUUUGAAAUACCCACUGCUUCUGUUCUCUGCCUCAGUGGAAACGGUCCCUAGAAUUUGAGAGGCCGAGAUGAAUCAAGUCCCCACCGGUGAGUCAUUUGCAAGCUCACCGUUACCAUACAUCGACAGUCGUAACCCAGUCAUAGUCCAGUGAUUACUGGUCUUAGAGCAAACCUCAGAUGAACGUUGGGUGAAUCUGUCAGCUCCCCAGUUUGGUUGACGAUUAUCUUGAUACUUGCAUUUCUUUUUAAGAGGCCAAAUCUUCUAAGGACUUUGCUAAAUGAGCAUGUGAAAUCAUUUCAGAUCAAGGAUAAACCAGUGUGUAUGUAUGUUCAUUCUAAUCUCUGGGAGAUUAUUCUGUGAUCCAGGGUGCCAUCAGCAAUCAUGCCACUACUCACGAGUGUUGUUAGCCAACCCCGACCCUCCAACCAAUAUUUUGCUACCUAUGUCCUAAGAGGCUGAAGCGUACACCCCCUCCCCUUUUGUACUUAUUUAUUUACUAGGCUGCAAUGUCGUUUACGAGAGUACGGUGUACAGUAACUUAGCAGAGUGUUGACUAUAGCAUAAGUCUCCAUUGAUCGAUUUCCCUCCCAUCUCCAGCCCUUGACAUCCGCUAAGGGAUGAAAACCAAUACAGUUCAGGUCUCCAUUUCCAGUUCAUGUUGAAUGACACACCUGGAGCUGUAGAAUCAGGAAAGCCUGGAUGCACAUCAGCUUGAAGAUGUUUUAUUGCUAGAAGGAUUUUAAUAUGUUUUUGCAGAUGCAUCAUGCAAUGAAUUUUGCAUGUUUAUAAUAAACCUUAAUAACAAGUGAAUCUAUAUUAUUGAUAUAAUCGUAUCAAGUAUAAAGAGAGUAUUAUAAUAAUUUUAUAAGACACAAUUGUGCUAUAUUUGUGAAGGCUCUUGUUUCUAAUCUGCUUUUAUGAUUAAGUUUUAGCUUCAUUCCUUGCUGCUGUGCUUCCUCUUCCCUCAUUCCCACCCCAAGCAAACCCUGCACUGUAUCAGAUAUAUUAAUUUUUUUAUCGUAGAUCUAAUUUUGAAAUGAAUGGCUAUUUUACAUGAUCAAUUAGGCGCAUAUAUAUAUAUAUAUAUACAUAAAAUAUAUAUAUAUAUAUACCCACACACAUACAUAUUUUCGAUUCUACCUGCAAACAAAUGUUUUGUUUUUGGGGAUUAUUUCUGAGAUAACACUCCCUCCUAGCUCCUCAGCACCAUCGUCCACUCCUUUACCACUCUUCCUCUUGGGGACAUCAGGAAGUGUUUGACUCCAGUAUGCCUAGUAUGUUUGUGUAGGUGUGAUGUUGUCACAGCCCCUGGGCUGGACUUUGGUUUUUCCUUUUCAGCCUUGUUACUGUUAGUGACUUGGGGUGGGAGGGACAGGAAGACGCCCAUCCUGCUAUGUAUGCGUGGACACACCAGAAGCACACCGUCCGUCUUGCUGCCCCCAGAACGACUCGCCGUUUGCUCCAGCACAUACAGACUUCAUGAGACAAACCGUCCAGUCUGGCAGCUCCCCCGCCCCAUCCCGACACAGCCAUCCCCUGGCUCUAUCCGCAGACUCGUUAGAAGCUACAGAUUUUCUUCCACCUGUUGCUGGAACCAGCCUUUCCAGUCUCAUGAGGAGUACAUCUGUGGUGAGACACUGUGAGACACUAACGCAAGGUCCUCGGAGAAGCCAGCCUCCUACAGCAGAAAGCACAUCCGACGUGGAAGUGAUUAUCCGUUCUUACAGGGGCUGCUCUAAGUCCCCUCAUUCUCCAAAUGCGUCUCCCAGCUAAGCACCGCCUCAUUUUUUACUCUCUGUUUGCCUGAAAUUCAUGUAACACAACCACAGAAGGGUCUUUGAGACUGAGAGACCUGGUCUGUCCUGGGGACUCUUGACUGGAGGAAGAGAUGGGGUAGGCAGUGGGUCAGCCCCAAAAAGAGCAACUUCCUCCGCCAUCUCUUAGGGGCUGUGGACAUCAGAAUGCAGAAAGGGCCCUGGCACACCCAAUGCUGCAGUCCUGCGGGGCAGCACACUUUGGGGACCCUUCCUUUGCCAGGGACAUCUCAUUCGGUUGAGUAGAAAAGGGACCAGUUUAUAGAAUGAGCCUAGGAAACAAAACAACAGUCACCCUGCCCCAGGAUGGGGCAGCAGCAGGACGGACCCUCAGCCAAGCCCCAGGCAGCAAGGAAGGUUCCAGAAAGGAACACGUUGGGGGGUCAGGGACCGUUCAUCCCUGAGCCCCAUUUUGUCUGCUUGUUUCUAUGCCAGCAGCAGUCUCAGGCUUUCCCUCACACAGCCAACACAUUUCCAAAUUAUUCAUAAUUCUCCAGGAAACAUUCAUCAUCUUAGCUGGCUUGCGUUCUUUCAGAAUGCAUGGCAAAGUUUUAAAAGAAAAUCUCCUGGCUGUGGGGCCCAGCGCUCGGCCUGCAGGACAGCGGGCUUGAAGACAAACUUGGGAGGGAGGCGGGAAGCCCCAGGGCCUGGUGAAGUGUGACCGUGACGUACCCUGUUUGGUGUGUGGCUUUGUACCAAGUUUAGGUAAAGGCUAAUGCUUUAAAGGUCUGAGCAGCCCAAUAUAGAAUAAACCUCAUGGGUGACCAUUAUAGAGGAAGCAAUCGAUGUAGUUCAGUGGCGUCGUCCCAGUUCGUGGGCAUUGUGUGAAAGCCACAGGGAAGGGGUGCUCUUUUGACCGCAGCUGGCGGCUCUAGAAGCCCCAGCCCUGAGCACUGCCCACCUCACUGGGGCCUGUGGAGGUCCAGGGCCCUGCAUAGUCUAGCUCGGUCUGGUUCUCCGCCAGAUUCUCUGGUCCCAGACUUGGAAGGGCCGUUCACGUUGCCUUGCAUUAUUUUCCCUUGGACGGUGGCUGCUACUCAGCAGCAGAACUUGGCUCUGAGGUGGCAGGCCAGUGGGCAGGCCAGAAGGCCACCUUCUCUUGGCAUCUUGUCUAAAGACACUAGAUGCUUGGUUUAGAUGGAAGUAUCCAGAGUGUGCUGGCCGAGUGUAGCCCUCAGAAGUCAAUGGGAGGUUCCCUAGAGGCAGGAACUAAUUCAGAAGGUAAUGGUUGCUCUUCAGCACAUCUGCUUCUCUUCGAUCCUCAUGACCUGGUACCAGUGAACGCAACAUCACCGUCUGUCUCUUCUCCUGAAAUGUGUCAGGCUUCCUUAUUAGGAAUUUUGGCAGAGGAUCGGAGAGUUUAGGACGCUUUGGAAACUUGACCUGAGAUCUGUUGAAAGGUGAUGUGAAACAGCCGCGGUGAUACAACCAGCCAGUGAUUGUGGAGAAAGUCUCUGAGCUGCAGUCCUCAGGUGAUGUGCUUGCUGGAACUCGUGUGUAGACCCCAAGCGAGUCACUUACUGAUGUUCAGAGAGGGGAGAGGUUGGUGGAGGCAGAGGUCAGUAAGGCGUUUAGAGAAGAGCAAGGAUUGAGUGUAUCCCGGAGGAGGAAGCCAGGAGGGUGUGGAAGGAGAGGGCAUCUCAGGAAGGAAGCUGCUGCUAUUUCCAGCGGCUUUGCCUUGUUGGUUGUUGAUGCACUUGACAGCCACUGCUGGCUGGUCCUUGAGAGCAAGUCUGUUGCCAGGAACACGGUCUAGUCCUCCUCAAAAAACAUCUCCUGAAUGCCAACCGCAUCCGCACCAGCUGCUUGAAGCCCCCUUUCUCUGCCUGCCUUGGGGUGGCUCACAAUUCCCGGGCAGAGCCAAACCAUCCAGCAUGCCCCGGGAGCCAGUAGGUCCCCACCCGUUUGCCUCUGUGGCUUCCUGCUGAGAAUGAUGGUGUCUGGGGGUGGAUGGAGAAGUGGCAAAAAGAACUAACACCGCGGUUCCCACCUGAUUGCGCCUAGCAGGAGAAAUCUGAUUUCUUGCUGGGAUUCAUUUUCUCAGUACUGAAGAGGGAGGAAAAGUGAGAGUCUGAUAUUUUUAAAUGGCUCAGAAAGGCAACACCAACUGACAGUCAUUUUCUCACUUUGGUCUCAUGAAGUCACCUCUUUCUUGUGUGUGUGCAUAUCACACCAUUCCCUGUCUCUUUAAACCCGGCAAGGGCAGGAGCGCCUGUUCCCCCACCGAGCACGCUAGUCAUCAUCAGGAAGGAGAUGCUGACCCAGGGGCCCAAAGGAUGAUGUUCCGGGAGCAGCGAAGCCGUGACAGUUACAGUGAAGGAAAGGGCACCCUGGUUAUUAGUGACCGCACACUAAUGUGACAAGUGGGGAGAUAUUUUUUUUUUUAAACAUUUUCCUUGAGUUGCUUGGGUAACAUCUUAUGAAACAUACCAGACUGUAAACAUGUCUGUCAUUUCCCAUUUGGGUCGAUGCGACAAAUCGGAAGAUACAGAAAAUUGCGAAAGGUUACCUGAGUUUUAGUGAGUGAAGGCAUCUAGAAAUGGCAUCAACCGCAAUCCUGUUAACUUUCUAACAUCAGGGACUCUUUGGGAGAGUUAAAAUCAUGUAUGACUAGGACCCUUGUGCCUCUGAUCUGUGUGAUUGGGUGUCAGUGAAUAAUUGUGUAGGUCAAACUCAGUCAUCAAACAGCCUUACAGUGACCCUACACUAAGCCCCACAAAGUCCAAAGACUUUUUUUUUAAACCUUAAGAAAAAAAAAAAUUGAUAAUUCCAACAGAACAACUGAGUAAUACUGGGCUAUUUGUACUUUUUUAUAGAGAACUUUAAUAACUCAAUUCUUCUUUUAAAAAUAAGUUUUUAAAAUAAAACUACUGACAAUUUCCUAAGAUUCCAACCCCGUGGAGCCUGUAGGAGGACUCAGCUGGGGUCCGCUAGAGCGCGCCCCCGACCUGCCCUCCCACUACAGGAUAUUCCCGUGCCAGUGUAUAUGGAGUCCACGCGAGAACGGCUGGAAAUUCAGGUGGAAUGUGUUGGCAGACUGAGGCCCCCCAUGUUUUUAAUGCGCACUGGGGACAACCAUCUAAGGUCUAGAAACUUUUGGACCAUAGGAAAGAUAGGUUUAUGGUCCUCUUCCAGAUGCAGCCCUAGGAGAGCAUUCCCAUGGGGUCUCUGGAUCCCUUUCCUUGCUCUGUGAGGCUCUGUGACCACCUUUUGGUUUGGGGGGCAGGGGGCUUCCUCAGCUCCGCCUCCAGUGCCCCCAGGUCCCCCACGGCUCACAGUCCGUGAAAAUUCAGAGCUGCCCUGUAAGGAUUUUGUCCACUGGGCAAUUCAGAUAUACUUCGAUAUCCCUGAGAAAGAAGAGGCAGCAGCAAACACUCCCAAGGGCAUCUGUCUCAGAAUUCUCUCUUGCAUGAGACAGAAGCCUACUUUUCAGAAACUUAUCAAGGCUACUUUAUAAGAAACUUUUUUUUUUUUUCUAAAAUCAGACAAAAGGUGGCUUUGCAUAUUCUUAUUAAAUAACUGUGUCUUUGUCUCCUCUGCUUAACUUUAGGAGUAUUUAUUCCUGUGAUUGUUCAUAGAUUUUUGUUGAUAUUUUUCCUGGAAGAAUGUGAUUGUUUUCUUAAGGGGAUUAGUGGACUAUUCAAAAUCAUCCACGAAGGCAGGUUAUUCUCUUGAGUCUUAGUGGUCUAAAAAUUCACCUCCUAUCCCUUCUAUCAGGGUCUUUCGGAAUCUCUUUUAUAGAUGGUCAGAGACAUUUGAAAUCCUUGCUUUUACCACAUGAGAGAGAGAGAGAGAGAGUGUGUGUGUGUGUGUGUGUGUGUGACAUGUCAUGUUUGAAUCAUUAAUUGGAAAACAUCGUAUAAGACCCCAAAUCUGUGCGGAGGAGGAAGACGAAGAGCUGGAGGUUGAGGUUUUUCCUUCUGUGUAAGCACCUACUGACAAAAUGUAGAGGCCAUUCAACUGUCCAAUAACAUUUGGUUUAAAGGAGGCAAGAUGGAUGUAUAAAUUACUGCACUGCUUUCCUCAAUUUGUAUAACCUCUGAUCUUUGUUUGCAUGACAUGCUUUGUUAGAUACAUUAGUUGUAGUUUGGAAGCAAGUGUGUACGAAUAAAUACAAUGAUCAUUC
Canis lupus familiaris (dog) is the source of this 8532-nucleotide messenger RNA. It is a transcript of the gene PRKCA, whose product is annotated as protein kinase C alpha. Bases 44 to 2110 code for a protein of 688 amino acids. The transcript has 18 exons. Gene Ontology annotation, molecular function: ATP binding; zinc ion binding; diacylglycerol-dependent serine/threonine kinase activity. The record is from RefSeq and is a predicted model, not a curated record. Gene Ontology annotation, biological process: protein phosphorylation. Lineage: Eukaryota; Metazoa; Chordata; Mammalia; Carnivora; Canidae.